AAAUAACUCGAGGUUCUCUUACCCGACCCAGGUUUUUGUACCUCCUCGUUCAUAAAGUUGUGGAACCGCCAUAAUUUCCAAGCACGCAGUCCCUUUCUCCCGUCUCAGUUGCGAAGACGCCUCCGUCUCAUAUUUUCGCAAAGGCCCACAAUAUGGACGAUUCCAUACUGCUGCUACUGCCUGACGACAGCGUCAACAUUCUCCAGCCAGACGCCACCGUCCACGUCAGCGAUGUCAUGGCAAUGUACCCCGGCUGCCACGUCAGCAGCCUCGACUCCGACGAAGCCAUUCUUCCGCUGCGAACCAUGCUCCUUCCGGGACGCACGUACCACGUCGUGGUUCCGGGGACUAUUAUUUUCGAAAGCGACUUAAAAAAAGAGAUUAUUUUUAAGAAAGCGGCACCAGCAGAGCAGUCCGUUGAAGAUUCCCCGUGCUCCGAGUCAGGGAUUAUGAAAGCCGAGCCAGAACCCGGUGCCGUGGCCGGCAACCGGCCGUUUAAAAAAGACGCAAUCAGAUCGAGCCGGCGGUUGAGCGCGCUCCACACGGUGGAGCAGGCCGUCAGCGCGUUUGGCGCGUGUGUCGACGACACCACCGGCGUCGCCGGCGAUUUCGUCGCCGAGAUGGCGAAACGUUUCGCGCCCGACGACGACAGCUGCGGCAACGAGCCGCUUCCAGGCAACCUAUCGCCGUACGCCACGUGGGUGGACGAUGUAAACGCGCCUCGGAGUCGCGGCACGAUCCCGCGAUCCACCACUCUUGAACCAGGGGCCGUGUAUGAUGCUAUGCCGGGAAUAACGGCUGGACUGGCGGCUUUUGGCAUGGCGGAAGCGGCAAUGCCGCUCUCCGGCGGUCACGCCGCCGCGCAUCACGCCAUCUCGCAGCAUCGAUUCGCUUCACCAGCCACCGUGCGUCACGGCAACAGCCAUGCGGCCGCUUACCGCAGCAGACACAGAAGAGUGGCUUCGCAGUCGCACCUUUCCUUCGACGACGGUCCCGCCAAUGCCGCCAAUGCCGCCAUUGCCGCCAUUAUCGCCGCUGACAACUGGACCAACCACGUGUCGCCAGCGCAUCCACUGGCGCAGCAGCUGCCGCUUGUUAGCGAGUCGUCGACGCGCCUUUCGCCGAACUCCGAGUCGCUCUCGCCCAACGGAUCUUUCACCGAGUCUCUCUCGUCUGGAGGCUCCUCCUCUAGUUCCAUAUCGCUGACCCCGACUGGGGAUAGUGCCGGCGCCGCCUUUGCGGCCAAGUUUUUCUCGCCUUCCAGGAGGUUUCCCAGCAGCAGCUCCUUCAACGGCAGCAGCAGUGGCAGCAUUCCUAUUUCCGUGCAAGAGGAUCUGGACACCAGCUCGCACGAUUCGGAAGCUCCUGGCCUUCUUGACAGGUUUGGGAGUGGCGGUUUCAUGAUGAUGUCGUCUCCGAGAAGAGAGGACAAGCGUGGCGGGAAACACGACUCGCAUGGGAAGGCCUCACUGCUCAAAUGGUUUUCUAAAAAGCAUGGCGCGGACAGCAAUGAAGGGCAUUCUAGUCAUGGGCGUAAAACCGGGUCCAGCCGGCUUUCUGGGCUGUACAUUGACAGCAGAAGUGGCACUUUCAGUGAGGAGUGGUGCUAGAAGGCCUACCAUGUACCAACCAAUGGCUGACUAGAGUCCCGUUGGGCCCUACUUUUCUACAACAGUCGAUGGCUUUAGAAGAUGUAUCAAGUGUUUCAAAAUAGUAUUGCGUCACUUUAGUCACCCCCUCUCAAUGCUCAAUGAGGCGUAUGUUUGAAAUUCGUUUUCCGUGGUUUGUAAGCUUAUUGUAUAUUG
Closterium sp. NIES-67 is the source of this 1805-nucleotide messenger RNA. The record is from the annotation of a GenBank genome assembly. NCBI's taxonomy places the organism in Eukaryota, Viridiplantae, Streptophyta, Zygnematophyceae, Desmidiales, Closteriaceae.